Hirsutella rhossiliensis is the source of this 570-nucleotide messenger RNA. Its product is annotated as endonuclease-reverse transcriptase domain-containing protein. The coding region runs from base 1 to 570 and encodes 189 amino acids. NCBI's taxonomy places the organism in Eukaryota, Fungi, Ascomycota, Sordariomycetes, Hypocreales, Ophiocordycipitaceae. The transcript has a single exon. The record is from RefSeq and is a predicted model, not a curated record. Gene Ontology annotation, molecular function: catalytic activity.
AUGACCUAUGUCCGCCGCAGGCCUGGACUGAUGGUAGAUCAGAGGAGGCCCGCGGCAACUCGUGACAUUCUUUGGCUCACGGUCAACGACAUCACUUUGGUCAACGUUUACCGCCAACCGUCAUACGACGAGGCCCUCGACAUACUACUCCAAUGGCCCGCGCCAAACAGAUGUCUGGUAGCAGGCGAUUUCAACGCCAAACACCACAGCUGGCAAGCCGGCCGCAUCGAGGGCCGCGGCGAGGCUGUAGCUGCAUGGGCGACAGCCAACGGUCUGAACCUGCUCAACCCGGCUGACGUCCCGACAAAUCCUCAUGGCAAUACGAUCGACCUUGCCUUCUCUAAUAUCGCCUUGGCCAAUGCCGUGGUGGAAGACCAUCUUGCCACCAGCUCCGACCACUUCACGCUCAGCACUACCCUGCCUGAGCUCGCUGUAGCGCCCCCACCCACUGGGAAGGUUCGCCUUACCUCUGACGAGGAAAUAAGACGCUUCGUAGAGAUGGUUGAAAACGGCGUGGCGGCUAUCGAGCCGUCAACCGCUUCCCUCAAGACUUGGAUUCACUUGCCUUAG